AUGAGUGACACUGGUACUGGUCGGCACUCGUAUGCGGGCAGGAAUCUGGCCAUCAAUGGCAUUCUCUGCGGGAUGACAGUUCUUGUCGUUAGUGCGAGGAUAUUUGUUAGGGCUGUCAUGUUGAAGACGGUGGGGACUGAUGAUUGCUUUAUCAUCGCGGCAACGGUUCUUGGCGCCAUUGUCUUUACAUGCUAUAUUGGAGGAACGAAGAAUGGAAGAGGCAGGUAUACCGUUGAUAUUAGCCCUGAUGAGAUGGCAAGAAUGCUGCAUUGGGAGUUUUACCACUCGAUCGCAAACACCGUCGGCAUCGCUCUCGUCAAAUUCUCGGUGGCGUUUUUCCUCCUCAGACUGGUGCCGGGAAGAAGGUUCAAGAUGUUCUUAUGCGGCGCUAUUACAUUCUUGGUACUUUUCACAAUAGCCAGUACUACUGUAGUUGUAUUCUCAUGCACACCGAUCCGAGCAAGUUGGGACAGAAUGGGUGAACCUGAUGCGAAGUGCUUCAGCAAGGAAACGUUCACGGCUCUCGGCCUUACCAACAGCAUCGUGAACAUCCUCACCGACGUCCUCUUCGCAACGCUCCCGAUUCCAGUCAUCUUGAAGCUCCAAGUCAACACGCAAGCGAAGCUCUCCCUCGUCUUGAUCUUGUCGCUGGGAUACUUUGCCUGCGCCUGUGCCAUCAUCAAGACGAGUCUCCAGGUCCAUAUCCUGGAUAACCCCAACGCCUGGCAUCAAGACGCCUUCUUCAUGUGGGGAAGCGCCGAGUUCUACACGGGAAUCCUCGCAUCGUCGCUCCCGACUCUACGUCCCCUGUUCAGAACCUUCUUCGAACUGCACUCGCGCAUGGGGAAAUCCUCCUCGGCGCAGAAUGGUCGAUACUAUGUCCAAGAUGACAGUUUCGGUAUGGACAAGUUGCAGCGGAAAGAAAAAUAUCACGUCCGCGUGAGCGCGGCGGGACUACCGUCGAAACAGAGCCGCACGUCCACCAUUUCGCCCAGUCCAGGGCGAGUCGAUAGCGAGGAGGACGUCGAGAGUAAAGGGGACGCAGAUAGCUUGGAUAUCAUUCUGCCGGUGCAGGGCAGGGGUGACGCUGCUAUGAUGGGCAUCACGAAGACGGUGGAUGUCAGCGUGGAGGGGACGACGCAGGAUGUGCCGUUCGGCGAGAGCCAGAAAGGAGACGGUGCCCAAACCACCUUCCCAUGA
This is a messenger RNA of Drepanopeziza brunnea f. sp. 'multigermtubi' MB_m1, 1200 nucleotides long. RefSeq lists its product as uncharacterized. The record is from RefSeq and is a predicted model, not a curated record. Lineage: Eukaryota; Fungi; Ascomycota; Leotiomycetes; Helotiales; Drepanopezizaceae.